AUGGCACAGCCAAGCACCCCUCCGCAAACCCUUGCAACGUGGUCCACGUUUGCAAAGCUAUCGUACGCAAGCAGGAAGCCUCCUGUCACUGGAACAUUCUCUGUGGACAGGCUCGAAGAGGCUGCACGGAGUAAGCUUCAGGAUUCAACAGAUGCGUUCAUGUACAUAUUCGGCAGUGCAGGGACGGGGUCCACCGCAGAGGCCAAUAGGGCGGCAUUCAGGAAGUGGACCAUCAUACCCCGCGUGCUGCGGGAUAUCUCACAACGCAACAUCGAGACAACGUUGUUUGGUCAUACGUACCCAUCGCCGCUUCUGCUAGCCCCUAUAGGAGCUCAGGGCAUCGUCCAUCCAGAGGGUGAGCUAGCAACAGCUGCGGCUGCGGGCGCCCUUGGUGUUCCAUACAUCAUGAGCUCUGCAUCGACGCGCUCAAUAGAAGCCAUAGCUAAGGCUAACGGUGGGGGCCCGCGAUGGCUGCAACUUUACUGGGCCAAGAAUGAUGAGCUCGUUCUGUCUCUGCUCUCCCGUGCGAAGGCGUCCGGCUUCACCGCUCUCGUGGUAACCGUGGACACCCCUUUUAUCGGUUGGCGUCCAUUCGACCUCGAUACGGCUUAUCUCCCCUUUGCGCAUGGCGUCGGUGCGCAAGUUGGACUGACGGAUCCCGUUUUCAUGGCAUCCGCUGGAUUGGAGCCGUUUCCGGAGGACGAACAUCCAGACUACCCCUAUGUUGCGGCACAUCAGGAUGAAUUGAUCAAGAACAACGAUACAAAAGCUACGGUGCAGACACGGGCAGGCCAGAGGUUCGUUGGAGAGAUGCUCGAUCCCACGAAAGUCUGGGAUGAUCUUGCGCGGCUAAAGGAACAUUGGGACGGCCCAUUGAUAUUGAAGGGCAUUCUUUCCACGAUGGACGCGGAGUUGGCGCUGAAGCACGGUGUCGAUGGAAUCAUAAUCUCCAAUCACGGUGGCCGACAGAUUGAUGGCUCCAUCUCGUCCCUCGACGCAUUGCACAGCAUCAUGAAGAGCAGGAACAUAAAGGAGGCACAGGCCCGCGGAGACUUCACAGUCCUCAUGGACUCCGGUAUUCGUACCGGUAGCGACAUGCUUAAGGCGCUCGCACUCGGUGCCCAAGGUGUCUGUUACGGGCGCCCUUACAUGUAUGCUCUGGCAUUGGCUGGCAGAGCGGGAGUCGAUAGCCAGAUCAGGGCGAUGCUGGCUGACUUUGAGAUUACGCUCGGCCUGGCGGGGAUCAGUACCAUCGACCAGUUGCGCUUGUACGCUGACGAUCUUGUUCACAGGGAUUGA
Rhodofomes roseus is the source of this 1299-nucleotide messenger RNA. RefSeq names its product FMN-dependent alpha-hydroxy acid dehydrogenase. The coding region runs from base 1 to 1299 and encodes 432 amino acids. The record is from RefSeq and is a predicted model, not a curated record. Gene Ontology annotation, molecular function: FMN binding; oxidoreductase activity. Lineage: Eukaryota; Fungi; Basidiomycota; Agaricomycetes; Polyporales; Fomitopsidaceae. The transcript has 7 exons.